CUAACUCACGAUGCCCGAUGACAUCACCAAACGGGCCUCCCUCACGUCUGGAACAGGUGGUGACACUGUUGAGGGUGGGAAUGGGCAGGGGGUCGUCCUGGCGUCCCCUCCCCAGCGCUCCCAGAAGCGGUGAUUGACUCACACUGGUGGAAUACCAGCCGUAGUACACCCCAUAAAUAGCCGACUGACUUCAUACGUCUGGCGGAACGAGGCUGAUAAAAAUCAGCUGUCGCCGUGGAACAGCCCAUAGAGAAGCAGAGAGACAGCGGUGGACGGCAGCCCAGCGACACAGAGACUGUACACUACUGCACGGGUCAGCACCAAGCAACAGGACUGGUCAGGAAGCAGAAGGCAGAAUCGGCAAAUCUGCCAGGUGUGAACAGGCUGUCUGAGUCACGCCUCAGAGACCCCCUCUCUCUGCACGGACGAGAAGCCUCCCCUGCUUCCAUCCAAGAUAGAUCGCUGCUCUAUCUGUCCAAAGCGGCAGCUGCGGACAUAACAGACGGACCCGUAAAACCAGGCAGCUUCGUGCACAAGCAUACUGAAACCUCAGGAAGGUCAACGAAACCAAGCAAGUUAAGAUGGCAGAUAGACACCAACAGAUUAAUGUUACCAAGGGGGCUAAAGGGGAGGAUGACUUGCCUCUCCCUCCCCCUCCCCUCCCAAGAGCACCCCAGGAGAGUUUGCCUGGCCCAGAGGAACAAAGUCAUGCCUUCCUCCCCGUGGUGCCACCCAAGGAGACAUUCUCCACCUUCUACCAACAGCGACAGAAGAGCGAGUUGAAAAGGCUCUUCAAGCACAUCCACCCUGAGCUGAGGAAGAACCUUGACAACGUUGUAGACGAUGAGCUGGUCGAGGUACUGAACUCAGAGACCAAGCAAGCAGACAUGGGUUACCAGGGUGAAGUUCAGUCCAUGAGGUGGAUAUUUGAGAACUGGAGCCUGGACAGCAUCGGAGAUCCUCACUUGACUAAGAAGUUGCUAGAGGAGGAAGUGCCACAAAGAGGAGAUGUCAGGGGCACCUCCUCAAUUUUCGAACGUGUGGAACUCGACAGUGCUCAGCACUCCUCUACACUCUCGAGGUGCGGGUCCAUAAAAGGGGAUGUUCACACGGCUACCUGGUUGUUUGAAACACAAUCCUUGGACACCCUCAGUAAGACAUACCCAGAAGAAGGAGAGCUGGUAGAGGCUGUGUUGAAGGAACCCAUUCAGCAGGGGGAUGUAAAAGGAACACAGCAGCUCUUUGAGUCUAAGCCUCUGGAUGCUUUAGGUCGUUGCACCUCUGUUGAGGAUCAGAGCAUUUUCAAGCUGAAGUCAGAAAUACAAGAGCAGAAAGGGGACGUCAAGAAGACAGUGAAACUGUUUCAGGCAGAACCCUGCUGUGUUAUUAGGGACAGCACCGGAAAUGUCCAUGAGAUUAAGUCCAUCUGUAGGGAAGAGAUCCAAAGCAACAACGUGAAGACAGCACGCUGGCUGUUUGAAACCCAACCCCUGGAUGUCAUUAACAAGGAUGCAUCCAAGGUGCAGGUCAUCCGGGGUAUCUCCCUGGAAGAGGCCCAAAAAGGUGGCGUUGACAAGAAGAGAUGGAUGUUUGAAACACAACACCUGAGCGCCAUUCAUGAAAGUAUCCAAGAAGACAAGUUUCAGGGAACUAUCAGCGUCGUGGAAGCCGCUGAUGUCGGAAACAAGAGACAGAUGUUUGAAACUCAGCCCCUAGCUGCACUGAAGGGUGAAGCCACCACUGAAAGCUUGCCCAAGGAGGAGAUAGUAGGAGGGGAUGUACAGUCCACCUUGUGGUUGUUUGAAACCCAGCCAAUAGGCACCCUGAAAGACAGCUAUGAAGUUGGACGUCUGAAAAAAGUUACAGUGACUAACGAAGAGAAGGGGUCAGUGGAAAUCAGAAAAAAUACAUUUGAAACCAGCCCCCUUGAUAGCAUCAGCAAAGAGAUGACAGAGAGAGGAGUAAAAUGCAAUGCAGAGGAGAUUGAAAAGGGAGACGUUAAGUCCUACAAGCACCUCUUUGAAACAAUUCCGAUUGGCGAUAUUUCUCAGGCUGAAAAUCUUCAAACUGAAAAGCAAGGGGAAAUUAUAGCAGAGAAUGUUAAAGGCAACAUUACGCUGUUUGAGACCACCCCACUGUAUGCCAUUAAAGACUGUUUGGGAAAUUUUCACGAAGUCACAACUGUGAGCAGAGAACAAUCUAUAAAAGAAAAUGUCCAAAAUUACAGGUGGAUGUUUGAGACCAGACCUAUGGAUCAAUUUGGUGAUAAAAAGGCAAAAGUGGAGAUCAUUAAAGGCAUCACAAGGCAGGAGGAUCAAGCUGGUGACGUAAAGAUGGCAAAAUGGCUUUUUGAAACACAGCCCUUGGAUAGCAUUAACCAGAGGGAGCAGCUUUCCUCAGUUCAACAGGAGGUGACACAUAAAGGGGACGUUAAGAAUUGCAAAUGGUUAUUUGAAACUCAACCUAUGGACAUAUUGUAUGAGAAGUCUGAGAAGAUACCUGAAGAGGAAGCAAUGCCGAAGAUCAAUGUAAAGUCACACACCUGGCUUUUUGAGACUCAGCCUUUGGACGCCAUUAAAGAUAGUGAUGAGCUUCAGCUGAAACUGUGCAGCACAUUUCAAGAUGAUGCAACAAACAACGUUGAUGUGAGGAUGGUGAGGCACCUGUUUGAGACGGAAACUCUAGACAGCAUGGGAAGGAAGGCAGACACAGACCAAGAUGUCAGGUAUGUCAGUAAGGUCCACAUACAGUCUGGAGACGUUUCUCGAGUCAAAGAGGUAUUUGAGUCAAAAUCAGUGAAUGAAAAAGCAACAGCCUUGGCCAGGGUAUAUGAAACUGAAGAGCAAAACAUUAAUAUUCAGACAGGCUGUGUUCGUAGGUCUACCUGGCUAUUCGAGAACAACCCUAUUGACACCAUUAAAGAAGAAGACAGCAACAAAAACAUAUCUCCUGUCAGCGAUGUGCAGGGUGGAGAUGUUGGAAACAAGAAGCUUAUAUUUGAGACAUAUUCUUUAGAUAAAAUCCAUGACAAAGAAAGGAGUCCCGAACAUCAGUCUGUUUUUGUUGAGAAGCCUGCUACGAGCGUAGAUGUUAAAUCCAGUACUAUGCUGUUCGAGUCCCAGCCUUUAUAUGCCAUAAGAGAUAAAGAAGGACAAAUUCAUGAGGUCACCACAGUCAAGAAAGAAGAGGUGCUGAGUGGGGAUGUGAGGGGAGUUCAGUGGCAAUUUGAAACGAAACCCUUAGACAUUAUAAAACCACAGGAAGAGGUUUUUGUGAUCCGAGCUGUUACUCAAGAAGAUGUCGUCAAGGGUGAUGUAAAAUCAGCACGAUGGAAGUUUGAAACACAACCACUGGACUCCUUUACAAGCCAAGAGGAGGACAGCAUCAGGACCGUAGUAGACAUUGAAAAAGGUGAUGUCCAGCAAAACAAGCAGCACUUUGAAUCUCAAGGAGCUUCCUGUCAAAAAUUUGUGAGGAUGGUCAGCGUCAGGGAUGUCCAAGAAGGUAAUGUUAGAACCUCCAGCUGGCUCUUUGAAAAUCAACCUAUAGACACCCUGAAAGGUGAGCUUCAGGAACAGUCCACUGUGAAGACAGUACAUAGACUGGACAGUCAUAAAGGCGAUGUGAAACGGUGUACGUGGCUAUUUGAGACGCAACCAUUGGAUACCAUCAAGCAAGUGGAUCCCUCUGCAGCCAGUUUAACUCAUGAGGCAAUACCUCAAGCAGAUGUGAAGAGCACAACUUGGAUGUUUGAAUCAACACCACUUGACAGGAUCAGUUUUCAAAGGAGAGAAGAUUCAGAGAAAGGUGUGAAGGAAACUUUGAAUUGUCUCCACUACUUUAAGGUUAUUCACGCACAGGGGAUUGUUAUAGAAGCAAAUGAGACUCAUGGGAAAAGUGUGAAAAUGGCAAAAUAUCAAUUUAUAAAUAAUCAAGGGCCAAGUAUCCUAAAAGAAGAGACAGUUGAAGGGAAUAUCAAGAACAUUAUUCUGCAGCUGUUACUCAGAACAAACCUAACACACCAGAUAGUUCUUGUAAAAGAGGAUGAGCAUGGACUUGUUGAAACCACCAGAAUGCAGAUUCCAACCACUGAAGCAGAAUCCACUGCACAUUCAGACCAGGGACAAAAAAUGGCAAAUGUUGCACAGGUCAUAACAGGUCUACUCAGUUAUGACGAGACUCGGAAAGAAGGAAUUGUGAUGCAAGAAACUGAGAGCGGCUAUGCUGCGAUGACUGUGUAUUCACUUUCCAGUCACUACGAAAAUCAAACCGAUAGUCAUGAAAUAACAAAGGGAAAUGUGAGAUCGACUAUUGGGAGCCUCUUAUCUACUGGCCAAGACCACAAGGCCCAGGCUUCAUUUCAAUUUGAAGAAAACGAGAGAGGAAAUGUGAAUCUAUACAAGAGUUGCAUUGAAAAAGGAGACCUUGAGUAUCUUAAAAGUCUUCAAACAGAACCAUCAGAGAAUGAUUCUCCACUGAAGGAGCCAGUCGAGAUUAUUCAUGGAGAUAUCAAAGAAGCAAAGAGAAAUCUGAACCAACAAAAAGAGAAGGUAGAACGGACAGUCCUGGACAUAGUGCGGGGUGAUGUUAAGAACGUCAAAAAAGUCUUCUCUGAAGGUUCUACUGAGCAAGGUCACAUGCAGAAGGAAGAAAUCAUCCGUGGUGACGUUUCCUUGGCCAAACACUCUCUGGGGCAGGCAGCAAAUCAGCCCAUUGUACUAGAAAAGGAGGAAAUCGUUUCUGGGGACAUCAAGGCAGUAAAAGAAUCCCUUGAACAAGCAAAGAAACAAAGCAUGCGGGUGGAGCGUGAAAUCAUUAUCCCUGGAAAGAUUUAUGAUUUGGAUGUGUCAUCACAGGAAGCCUGUGAAACAACAGGAAACCAAACCACUGUAUCAAAGGAAGAAAUCAUAUCAGGCAAUGUCAAGGCUGCAAAACAAUCACUGGAGCAAGCGAAGAGGCAGGGUAUGCGAGAAGAACGAGAGUUCGUUAUUCCAGGCAAAAUUUAUGAUCUGAAUGUUUCCACCUCAGAUGACACUUCACAACAAAUUCAGAAUAACAGUACAAAUCAACAAACAGUGACCCAAGAAAUAGCUUCCACACAGGGUCAGAUACACCAAAACCUUAUUACCACUCAGAAGAGCACGAGUGUCCAGCAAGCAAGGAGUCUGCACACGUCCGUGCAAGUCUCGGAAAAAACGGAAACGUCCUCCGUCUCAACCAUGAAGGAGAUGAGAAGUCAGCAGAUGACAUCAAGUCAUCAAAAGGUCAGUGUCUCCGAGGAGGAACUGGGAUCUGAUGAAACACAUAAAAUCACAAGGGGCAGAGACGUCAGGGUCACCAUAGGUGAUGCUGAUCCAGAGCGUUCCAUUGUAAAUCCUUUUGUAAGUUCAGAGAAUGGAGACAGAGAGAAUAAUGAAGCUGCUGUUGUGAGAGGAGAUAUAAAAGCUGCUCUGAAAUCUCUGCAGAGCCCUGCUGCGGCACAGCCAGUAGAAAAAGAAGAAGUUGUAAGAGGUGAUAUGCAGGCAGCUCUUCGGUCCCUUGAAAAGUGUAGUAUUAAUGUGUCCAAGGGAGAUUUCAGAGCUGCGAUGAUAUACAGAAAUGCAGGACAGUCUUAUUCAGAGAGCAGAAAGAAGCAAAAAACGGAGAGUGAAAAAUCUGCUGGUAAGCAGCCAGAUUUAGCACCUGUGCUUCCAUCUGACACUGAGUUGUCUCCUUCAGUUUCAGUGAUUUACGAGGAAAGGCCAGUCACCGGAACACUGAAGCUGGCACCCGUGGCAGACCCCAGCCCUGACGCAAGCUCAGAUAGGACAAAUGCUUCUUCAGCUUUUGCCAGGCAAUUGCAGAACCCACCACCGCUGCCUCCCAAAGUGUGUGACAAACCGUCAACUAUUAAGCCAAUCAUUCCUCCAAAACCACCAUGUUUAAACACAGCCCCUGGACAAAAUUUCAGAACUAGGCCUGUCUCUGCAAAACAGCCUGAGCACCACAGGAAUAGUCAGCAAACUCCAUUAAUUCCACCAAAACCCAAACACCAACAACAAAGAGAACUUUCUCCCCCGCCAUUACCUCCAAAGCCUUUGAUCUGUCAAGAAAACGAGCAGAAGGACUCUGCACACAACAAAGCUUUCAAAGACUGUCACAGUGAGGGAACAACCACUAAAACAGUCCAAGGACAUUCUUUAAACUUUGGCUACACCAAGGAACAUGAAGCUGUUGACAAAGAAAUAAUUUUGUGCCCUGGAGAAAUUAAGCAAACAAAAGAGAUUCACCCAACAAAUGAAGUGGAAGAAAAGGUCACAAAAACUAUUAGUAAAAAAACAGCCAUCAUUAGCAGUGAUGAUGAAAAGGAAGGGGACAAGCAGGGGCCACAAAAAAUUAAUGCAGCGGAAGAGAUCCGUGCGUGCAUGCAGAGUUACUCAGAAGACGGAGAGGCCAAGAGUGAAAUUAACCAAAGUUUUCAAGCCGCUCUUCAAAACUUUGGAGGGCGAAAAAAUAGUAACACUCCGAUUUUUCCCAGGAAAAUUAAAGUAACUCGAGAUGAGGUUAGAGAUGAGAGAGAGAAGGACAGCUGUAUUAAACUGACACAGGGCUGCUCAAAGGAUGCCGGCCAACAGGGUGACGAAGCUGGUCCUCAAGGGUCUCAUGCCUCAGUAGCACAGUCACCUGCUAUAGAAAGCUCCUGCAAUAAUGAAGAACGCCACGAAGAAGGAGAGACAAAAGUAGUUAUGAGGGAGAAAAAAGCUAAGAAAGAAACAGAAGAUGAGCGCCGACAAAGGCUGUCGGUGCACAAAGAAGAAAUAAUGAGAGGCAACGUGAAGGCGGCGAUGGAAAUCUUCGAAAAUCUGAGGAAACGGGAAGAGCUUAAGAUAAUUCUUUCGAAAGUAGCAGAAAUAGAGGGUGAGACCAGUGAAGUCGACGUUAGGUCCAUGAAGAACUUAUUUGAGAAUGUGCCUGCCUGGAUCGUGGCUCCUGGUAAAAAUAUGACACAUGGUAAGUCUACAGGGGAAACGAAGGCAAGAAGAACACAGUCGACAAAAGAUGACAUAGACGGUAUCUCUUCAGUUGAGGUUGCCUUUGGUGAUCUUGAAAGAGCAAGUGCAGAGAUAAUCCAUCUGAAAGAGCAGACUUUAACUAAACUUAUGGACAUAGAAGAGGCAAUAAAGAAAGCGUUGUAUUCUGUCUCCAACUUGAAAUCAGAGUCUGACAUCGCUGGCCUGUCUGGACUCUUCAAAGAGUCCCUUGGAACCGUGCACAGCUCUCCUGCCACUAACAAUAUAAGGAAAAUAAGCAUAGUUUCCAGCAAAGCUAAAAUAGAACGAGGGAAAGAACCAGACAGGGCCCCAAAAAGCACCCCAAAGCCAGAGAGCAAGAAGGUUGGAAAAUCAGUAGAAACCCAAAGACCAGCUCAGGAUGUGGCCAAAAUGAAAUCAUGUACUGGUUCUCAGUCUUCCCCAUCCUUCAUCUCCAUUCAGUCAGCUGCAAGGAAACCAGCAGAGGCCCCCAAAGUACCAACAGCUUCUCAUCAGCAAAACGGUCCGGCCCGCUGCAGGCCUGAUGCAUAUCAGUCCAAAGUAAAUGGCUCCGCCUCAAAGCCCAGCUUUUACAGUCCGCUUAACUCCCGACGGAAUGUCAGUGUACUAGAGCUGCAAACUGUGCCUGAACCAGCAGAUAUAAUUGGCACAAAGACCAUUAGCGAAAAAUACGAAAAGACAGAUUGCUUCGGUAACAAGUUUGUCUCCUCUAAGACUUCUACUAUCGUCACGAAGCAAGCGGAGACAAAGACAUCGUCCACUUACGAAGCAGUCUCCACCCCCAGCCGAUAUGACGUCUUGACAUCUCCUCCUGCUCAGAGGUCUGCUAAGAUGUUCUCAGAAAAUCCUCAGCCCAAAGUUAAUGAGAGCGGAAGAGUUUUUGUCACAUUUGGUCACCCAAGGCCAGCAAAGCCCUGAAAAAAAAUGACAGAGUGACUCUUUUUGUGUGUUUAUCCUAAGACCUGAUGCUUUGCAAUAACCAGCUUGUCGAUUUUUUUAGUCGCACUAGAUUUUCAUGUUCCAAAAUACAAAUUUUUGUACUUAAAUGUAUAUUGUAUUUAUGAUUGAAUUUGUAUAAUUAUAUGAAAUUUUGUAUUUCAUAAACUCUUAUAUUUCAAUGCAGUUUUACUGGCCUUUCUGUACUGAUAUAUCUACUGAAACAAACUGUAGUGAAAUGUGUAUGAUUACAAGUAAUGAAAUAAAUAUCAUUAUAAAUAAAUAAUUGCUUCCUAUGUUA
Molecule: messenger RNA, 8268 nt
Organism: Paramormyrops kingsleyae
Lineage: Eukaryota; Metazoa; Chordata; Actinopteri; Osteoglossiformes; Mormyridae
Gene: xirp1
Product: xin actin binding repeat containing 1
Biological process (GO): actin filament organization; actin cytoskeleton organization
Cellular component (GO): focal adhesion; stress fiber
Molecular function (GO): actin filament binding
Source: RefSeq, a predicted model, not a curated record